AUGAGGACCCCCUCCUUCUCCUCUUCCCCACGCCCCGCCGGCGCGUGCCCGCACGCGCCCGCCGUGGCUGCGUCCGGCCGCCCUCGCUCCGCCCCGCCGCUGCAGUCCCAUCGCCUGCCCCGCACCCCCCUGUCCAGCGCGCAUUCGCCGCGGUCGCCGCGCCCCGCGCGCGCUCGGCCGCGCUCGUCGCCGCACCGUCCCGCUGCUCCCUCGUCCCGUCCGCACUCACCGCGCGGUGCCGUCGCUGCGGGCGGCGCACCCCCUCCCCCGGCUCCCCCUGCGACCACGCGCGCCCGCCGUGGCCGCGCUCGGCCACUUCCUCCGCCCCGCACGGCGCUCGCCGCCGCGCUCACCGCCUCCACCACCGCGCCCCACGGCCCCCCUCCGUUCUCCCUCACCACUGCUACGGCUUGUGCGCCCCACCCUCGGCCCCGUCGCCGCUUCGACCUGGGGGCCACGCCGUGCCGCCCCCGCGUGCUGGUCGCCGCUCGGGCUUGA
Molecule: messenger RNA, 498 nt
Organism: Aegilops tauschii subsp. strangulata
Lineage: Eukaryota; Viridiplantae; Streptophyta; Magnoliopsida; Poales; Poaceae
Source: RefSeq, a predicted model, not a curated record